This is a messenger RNA of Nerophis lumbriciformis (worm pipefish), 1177 nucleotides long. Its product is annotated as flavin reductase (NADPH)-like. The record is from RefSeq and is a predicted model, not a curated record. NCBI's taxonomy places the organism in Eukaryota, Metazoa, Chordata, Actinopteri, Syngnathiformes, Syngnathidae.
UUUUAAAAAAGUGCUCUGAUUUACCAGUACUUUUCACAAAAGAGGCUCCAUUGCAAAACACAUAUUACACAACAGCACAGCGGCAGAAGUAAUCAAUUUACCUUAAGCUAAUUCAACGCUAAUGUUCCAAUUUAGACUAAAACGACUAAGCUUUUUAUUCCACCGCACCCAUUCUGGAGUCGCCCUCUGGUGGCAGAUAGAAGCAUUGCAGCUUGAAGGCCCAAAGCUGUUCACCCACAAACACAUGAUGAAGCCACAGAGUGUUCAGAUGACACACCACAAUUCCUUCACGUUGGCUUUAUAUUCAUUUUGUUACGGCCGAUCUUAUAAAACGAGGGCGGGGACAUGUCUGAACUGUCAGGCUGUUGAACACUUCAGCGGGGCAAAGUCUCUCUUGCUCUCGUGAAGUAAAGGGACAGUGUGUGUGCGCGUGUGUGUGCGUGUGCGUCAGGAUGAGGAUCGCCGUGCUGGGAGCCACCGGGCAGACUGGGCAUUUUGUGGUGAGCCAGGCACUACAGCAGGGCCACACCGUCACCGCCGUGGUCCGAAACCUGGCCAAACUGGCCGUGCACCAUGACAACCUCAAGGUGGUGGAAGCCAACAUUUUCUCGCCGGACAGCCUCAAGUCCCACUUUAGGGGGGUGGACGUGGUCGUCUCCUGCCUGGGCUUCCCCACCUCCUUCUUCUCCAGCGUGACGGGAUACACCCUCUCCAUGAGCGCCGUGAUCACCGCCAUGCAGGAGGCGCGGGUCAACAGGCUCAUCGCCAUGACGUCAUGGUACACUGACCCCAACUCCGGAACUCAGUCGCCGUAUCUUAUCCGCUUCCUGCUGCUGCCCAUGAUCCGAAGUGUCCUCACCAACAUGUUUGAGAUGGAGCAGUUCCUGCAGAGUGUGGACGACAUCAACUGGACCGUGGUUCGCCCGCCGGGUCUCAAGAACCUGCCCUCCUCAGCGUUGGAGGUCUUGUCCCACGAGGGCUACUUUGUGCCGGACAGCAGCGGCCGCCCGAUGGGUAGCGCCAUGGCGCGGGGCGACGUGGCCCGCUUCAUGCUGUCUCUCCUCAACAGCAACGCCUGGGUCAAGAGGGGAGUCGCCAUCAUCACCAAAUGAGAAGCAGUGUGGUGAUUACACCAAAUCAUUGUGUGCCAGGCCAAAUAUAACAUCAAUGUCAUGUC